AUGGCCCCGCCUCCCCAGCCCUACUUCUGCCUGCUCGGCAGCCCUCUUGGCCUGAUAUGUCUGUCCCUCUUGCUCAUCCCCGCCGCAGCCGGAACCUACUGUGAGUGCAGCCUGGGCCUCAGCCGCGAGGCGCUCAUCGCCCUGCUCGUGGUGCUGGCCGGCAUCAGCACCAGCUGCUUCUGCGCCCUGGUCAUCGUGGUGGUGGGCGUCAUGAGGGCCAAUGACUCAAGCACCCCCGGACAAGUGGACAGCAGGUUGGUGGGGCACUACGGGGUCCAGGAGGACCACAUGGAUCUGCACACGGUGCACGUGGAGUCCCACCUCGUGGACCCUGACCUGGAGACCUCUGUGAUGGCGUCCCUGGAAGACCAGGGCCUCGGGGCCGUCCCUGUGGACGCUCUGGAGGAGCCACCCCCACCCCCACCGCCACCU
This is a messenger RNA of Trichechus manatus latirostris (Florida manatee), 432 nucleotides long. RefSeq names its product transmembrane protein 210 (gene TMEM210). The record is from RefSeq and is a predicted model, not a curated record. The annotation marks the transcript as partial. The transcript is spliced from 4 exons. Lineage: Eukaryota; Metazoa; Chordata; Mammalia; Sirenia; Trichechidae.